This is a messenger RNA of Octodon degus (degu), 899 nucleotides long. It is a transcript of the gene Coq7, whose product is annotated as coenzyme Q7, hydroxylase. The record is from RefSeq and is a predicted model, not a curated record. The coding region runs from base 83 to 775 and encodes 230 amino acids. Gene Ontology annotation, cellular component: nucleus; mitochondrial inner membrane. The transcript has 6 exons. Gene Ontology annotation, biological process: ubiquinone biosynthetic process; regulation of reactive oxygen species metabolic process; regulation of gene expression. NCBI's taxonomy places the organism in Eukaryota, Metazoa, Chordata, Mammalia, Rodentia, Octodontidae. Gene Ontology annotation, molecular function: 3-demethoxyubiquinol 3-hydroxylase activity.
GUCCGCUUGCGUCAUCAGCCUGCUCCAAGAGCACGAUUGGCCCACAUCGCUCAACCAAGUGGUUGCUUUUGUUACCUGGGCAAUGAUUUGUGCCAGGGCGGCAGCAGCUCCUUCCUUAUGGAGGCUGUGCACAGGUGCCCGGCGGCCCCUGUCAGGUAAAGGGGGACGCGCGGCUGGAAUCCUUUGCGGGGCUGUUUAUGGGGAAAAAAUCAGCAUCAGAUUUUGCAGUUCAGGAAUGACCUUGGACAACAUCAAUCGGGCAGCUGUGGAUCGAAUAAUCCGGGUGGAUCACGCAGGUGAAUAUGGAGCAAAUCGCAUCCUCGCAGGGCAGAUGGCCGUCCUGGGCCGGACCAGUGUGGGCCCAGUCAUCCAGAAAAUGUGGGAUCAAGAAAAGGCCCAUUUGAAAAAGUUCAACGAGUUGAUGGUUGCAUUCAGGGUCCGGCCCACAGUUCUGAUGCCUCUCUGGAAUGUGAUGGGCUUUGCUCUGGGAGCAGGAACCGCCCUGCUUGGGAAGGAAGGCGCAAUGGCCUGCACCGUGGCAGUGGAAGAGACCAUAGCCCAGCACUAUAACAACCAGAUCAGGAUGCUGAUGGAGGAGGACCCUGAGAAAUACCAGGAGCUUCUGCAGCUGAUAAAGAAAUUCCGAGAUGAAGAGCUUGAGCACCAUGACACGGGCCUUUACCAUGACGCGGAAUUGGCCCCAGCGUAUGUCGUCUUGAAGAGUGUUAUCCAAGCUGGAUGCCGUGCAGCUAUAUAUUUAUCAGAAAGAUUGUAAAGUACAUCUGCUUGUCUAUAAAAGAUAGUUAAUAUGUGACAUUUACAGAGAAGGAAUUGUACAAAUAUUACUGUGUGCAUUUUGUUAAUAAAUUGUGGUUAUCUUUUUCAUUAAUAAAACUCAU